AUGAGGGCAGAUAGCUCAGCUCCAUGGCUGCAGGUCCCAGCGGUCCCUGUGUUGUCUAUCGAACAUCCCUGUAUUGUUCGAAAUGUCGACCGAGCAAUUCAUAUGCUAGGAGGCCCAGAGGAGAUUGCGCAGAGCCUCCAAUCAGACUCUGAUAAAACUUUAGGGCUCAACUUCCAACCUAAUGACCCUACAGCGCGUGCGAUUAUCUCACUCAAGAAUAGCACGGACAAUCUCUUGCUACAUUUUGUCGUUCCCAAGAGAACUGGCAGGAAAAGAAAACGGGGAUCCAAUGAUCCUUUCGUCGAAGACCCAUCAGCGGGAACUGUCAGGAAAGAUGCUUCAUACCUGACGCGAUCCUUGAUCGAUAACCAUCAGGGCUAUAACGUCGACGUCGUGGGUUCCAUAAAAUCAACUCAUCUUUGGCGGAAUUUACCAGAUUUUGUCUAUUCGGCUAGCAAUUCAACUACGAUAGGCCAGAUCAGAACCCACAUUCUCCCUCAACAAUAUCCUCUAAUUCGGCGAUGGCAGUUUCCGCAAACUUAUGGCCUGACCAACACGGAGACAUUUCCUCCUCCGGUGUUUUCCACAUUGUCACUCCCAUUGAACUACACCUAUCGUCAAAAUCCCGCUGUCAAGAUUCUUGCCGACCCCGUUACGGGCAAGAAAUCUCUUCACAAUAAUCAAAAACCAGUAAAGCUUUUCACGCAUCAGUGUCAGCACAAUGACAAGGUGUGGCCAGACAGACCACAUCCGAAAUGCAUUCCUCUAUCACAACAACCUCAAGCGCUUCAAGAUGUAUGCCGAAGCAUGGUCGAGGCUUUUGAACGACGCCCACUUUGGACUCGCCGUGCGUUAUUGAACCAAUUCUCGACCAAAGUCCCAUCAUCGAUGAUCCGGCAUGCCACGGCAUAUGUUUGCUUUGCCAUUCGAUCAGGUCCUUGGCGCGAUUGCUUGUGCAAGUUUGGUGUCGAUCCACGAAAAGACCGCUCAUAUCGCAAGUUCCAGACCGUUUUAGUUCAGCUGGUGACCAAAAGUAGAGGUAAAGCAGAUACUCGCGAAGACUUUUCUCGGACCUGGAUCCGCAGUACGGAUCAAUCGUCGCAUAUCUUUACCGGAGAGUCCAAUAUUCCACUAGAUGGAAAAUCAUGGCAGCUGUGCGACCUUCACGAACCCCGCCUGAAAGCUCUGGUUGAUAUCUCCGAUGCCUAUCUUCGGUUUGAAUGUGAGACGAGAUACUUCGGAUGGUACCUCAAUGGAACAAUGGCCAAAAUGAGAGUGGCCACCAAGGCGAUUAUAGAUAGCUUGAUCGAUGGGGAGAUGCUUGAUGAAGGCAUGAUGGCGACAUUUUUGACGUUCCCGGAGGAUUACCACAUGGCUGACACGGAGUCUACAUCCGCACACCUCCCGAGACUUGCAGGCAAGAAAGGGCUUGAAUGGGCGAGUGCGUAUCGAUCCUUUUGCCGUACCAUCGGAGGCCAACUUCCCACAUCUGGUGGAAGUGGGAAAGGGCGACUCAGCAAGCCUAAACCCUUGGUGAGGGCUAGUUUUAUGGGAACUGGUCAAGUUGACACUGCGUAUGAGCUUGAAAAUGGCGACCGAUACGAAUCAUAUGACGACGAAGGAGAUAACGACAACAUCGAACCUGAUGGAUUGGAAGUUGAACCUGGUGAACAAGAUGUUGAAAUGGAAGAACGUUAG
Molecule: messenger RNA, 1698 nt
Organism: Exophiala aquamarina CBS 119918
Lineage: Eukaryota; Fungi; Ascomycota; Eurotiomycetes; Chaetothyriales; Herpotrichiellaceae
Exons: 1
Coding region: 1-1698 (565 amino acids)
Biological process (GO): transcription initiation at RNA polymerase III promoter
Cellular component (GO): transcription factor TFIIIC complex
Source: RefSeq, a predicted model, not a curated record